Messenger RNA from Daldinia caldariorum, 1770 nucleotides. RefSeq names its product putative siderophore iron transporter mirB. Bases 1 to 1770 code for a protein of 589 amino acids. NCBI's taxonomy places the organism in Eukaryota, Fungi, Ascomycota, Sordariomycetes, Xylariales, Hypoxylaceae. The record is from RefSeq and is a predicted model, not a curated record. The transcript has 3 exons. Gene Ontology annotation, biological process: transmembrane transport. Gene Ontology annotation, molecular function: transmembrane transporter activity.
AUGGAAGAAGACACGAUAGCUAGCCAGGCGCCGCUGCUAGGUCGGGAAUCUAGUAGCGAUGAUGGUGGCCAUACUCGGAGGGAUUCAUACGGGUCUACUUCUAGCAAAGAUGAUGUGGUAGUCAAUGUCGACUCGACGGAUGACGGACUAAAUAUCAAUAUUCAAGAUGGCGUCAGGCAGGCCGAUGCUAUCAAUCAAGUUUGGUCGAAAGCUGUCCUAUUUUUGGCAUAUUUCUUCAUUUUCCUAUGCUCGUUUGCGAAUACCCUUCAGUACCAGGUCAUGUCGAACCUGCAGCCCUACGUCGUCAGCGAGUUCAGCGCGCACUCCCUAAUCCCCACCAUCGGAAUCAUAGCGUCCAUCAUGAGCGGCGUUCUAAAGUUGCCCAUAGCCAAGCUAAUCGACUCCUGGGGCCGCCCGCAAGGUCUUGCCUGCAUGAUCGCGCUCGCGACCCUAGGUCUCGUACUCAUGGCCGCGAGCCGGAGCGUCCGGACGUACGCCGCCGCCGAGGUCAUCUACCAGGUGGGCAUCAGCGGGUUCACAUACGUCCUCGACAUCAUCAUCGCCGACACGUCGUCGCUCAAGGACCGGAUCCUCGCGUUCGCCUUUAACGCCUCGCCCACCUUGAUUACUACGUUCCUCGGCCCCGUGGUGGCCAACGCGUUCCUCCAGGGGAGCGGUUGGAGGUGGGCGUUUGGACUUUCGGCGUCUUUGUUCGUCGUGCUCUCCCUGCCGGUGCUGUCCAUUUUAAUCCUCAACGCGCGGAAAGCGAGGAAGCUAGGCCUGCUUUCGGAGCGCGCUAGGAGUGGCCCGUGGACUACGGCGAAAUUACGCCAAGGAUUGAUCGAUUUCGACGCUUUAGGGAUGUUCCUUGCCGCCGCCGGCUUAACUCUAAUCUUGGUCCCGUUUUCCCUGCACGGCUCCGCGGUCAACAGCGUGGUUGCUAUUACGCCCUUAUUCGGCGUCCCGUUUCUCGUCGCGUUUGCCGUUCACGAGCGUACAACGAAGCGGCCGUUCGUGCGAUUCUCGCUCUUGUGUUCCCGUAACGUAGCGGGGGCUUUCUUAUUAUCUAUCAUUAUCUUCAUUGCUUAUUUUGCAUGGGACGGCUAUUAUACAUCUUAUUUACAGGUUGUUCAUAAUUUAACCGUCCAGCAAGCUGGCUACAUUGGCCAUAUUUACGGUCUUGGAUCAUGUAUCUGGGCCGUGGUAGUCGGGUACCUGAUUAGACGGACAGACAGGUUCAAGUGGCUUGCUUUGGCUGCCCUACCGGUGCAUCUUCUGGGCGGCGCCUUGAUGAUUGUUUUCCGGCAGCCCGACACGAACAUCGUGUGGGUCAUCAUGUGCCAGAUACUCAUCACCAUCGGAGGCAGCACGCUCGUCAUGUGCGAGCAGAUCGCGGUGAUGGCCAUCGCGGACCACUCGGACCUGGCGUCCAUCAUGGCGAUCCUCGGCCUGGCGUACUACACGGGCUCGGCGAUCGGCAGCUCGCUCAGCGGCGCCAUCUGGAACACGACCCUCCCCGUCGAGCUCGCCAGGCUGCUGCCCGAGGUGCCCCCCGACGAGCUGGCCCUCAUCGGCUCCGACCUCAAGAGGCAGCUGAGCUACCCGGUGGGCAGCGCGAUGCGCACCGCGAUCGUCACCGCGUACGGCGUCGCCCAGACCCGCAUGUGCAUCGCCGGCACCCUCAUAUCGCUUUUUGAGAUUCUCGCCGUGGGCGUGUGGCAGGAUGUUAGGGUUAGCCAGUCCAAGCAGGUCAAGGGAACUGUGCUUUGA